CUAGCGGGCGGGUGAGGCCAGCGAGACCGAUGCAAAGUGCGGAGGGUCCGGGCGACGGACAAGUGGCGGCCGGGCGGAGAGUCAGCACCGCGGGCACCCAGACCGACAGCGUGUCAGGUCAAACACCAAGGCUUUCCAAAGUCAACCUUUUUACUUUGUUCAGUCUCUGGAUGGAACUAUUUCCCCCAGUUGAACAGCAAAAGAAAUCGCAGAAAGAUAGGAAUGGGACUGGUGGUCCCCUAGGGGAUGGGGAGCUAGUAAAGAGGGUUCAGGCAGAGGAGCGGGUAAAGAAGACUGGCCUGGUCAUAGUGAAAAAUAUAAAAAUGGUUGGUCUACAUUGCUCCAGCGCAGACUUACAUGCUGGUCAAAUUGCUCUGAUUAAACAUGGAUCAAGGCUUAAAAACUGUGAUCUUUAUUUUUCCAGAAAACCAUGUUCAACUUGUUUAAAAAUGAUUGUAAAUGCUGGAGUGAACAGAAUUUCUUAUUGGCCUGCAGAUCCUGAAAUAAGUUUGCAGAAUGAAGCCUCCAACCCUACUAGUACUGAAGAUGCAAAGCUAGAUGCCAAAGCAGUAGAAAGAUUGAAGUCAAAUAGUCGAGCUCGUGUGUGUCUCUUGCUUCAGCCUUUAGUGUGUGAUAUGGUGCAGUUUGUAGAAGAAACCUCUUACAAGUGUGAUUUCAUUCAAAAAAUUGCAAAAAGUCUUUCUGGGAAUAACGCUGACUUUUAUACUGAGUGUAGACAAGAAAGAAUAAAGGAGUAUGAACGUUUAUUCCUAAUUUCAAAUGAAGAAAUGCACAAGCAAAUAUUGAUGACUAUGGGUCUGGAGAACCUCUGUGAAAAUCCGUAUUUUAGCAAUCUUAGGCAAAAUAUGAAAGAUCUUAUCCUGCUUUUGGCCACAGUAGCUGCCAGUGUCCCUACCUUUGGCCAUUUUGGAUUUUAUUGUAAUGGAUCACAGCAGACAAAUGACAUGCACCAUCAAAGCUUGCCCCAAGAAAUUGCAAGGCACUGUAUGAUACAAGCCAGGUUACUGGCGUACCGAACUGAGGAUCACAAAACGGGUGUUGGAGCUGUUAUUUGGGCAGAAGGAAAAUCUAGCUGUGAUGGAACAGGAGCCAUGUAUUUUGUAGGCUGUGGUUAUAAUGCCUUUCCUGUUGGAUCUGAAUAUGCUGAUUUUCCACACAUGGAUGAUAAACAAAAAGACAGAGAAAUCAGAAAGUUCAGAUACAUCAUACAUGCUGAACAGAACGCCUUGACAUUCAGGUGUCAAGAAAUAAAACCAGAAGAGAGAAGCAUGAUUUUUGUGACAAAAUGUCCUUGUGAUGAAUGUGUGCCUUUAAUCAAAGGUGCUGGCAUCAAGCAAAUCUAUGUAGGAGAUGUAGAUGUUGGAAAGAAGAAAGCAGACAUAUCAUACAUGAAGUUUCGUGAACUUGACGGCGUUAGCAAAUUUACGUGGCAACUAAGCCCAUCCCACACUGGUGUUCAUGAGCCCACAGCCAGAGAAAAUGGCGUACAGAAAACAAAAUCACUAGAUGAACAGCAGCACCAGAGCAAGAAGCUCUGCCUUGGAAACUAUUGA
Messenger RNA from Emys orbicularis (European pond turtle), 1574 nucleotides. It is a transcript of the gene CDADC1, whose product is annotated as cytidine and dCMP deaminase domain containing 1. NCBI's taxonomy places the organism in Eukaryota, Metazoa, Chordata, Testudines, Emydidae. Gene Ontology annotation, cellular component: cytoplasm. The transcript has 13 exons. The record is from RefSeq and is a predicted model, not a curated record. Gene Ontology annotation, molecular function: hydrolase activity; zinc ion binding. The coding region runs from base 30 to 1574 and encodes 514 amino acids.